Trifolium pratense (red clover) is the source of this 3920-nucleotide messenger RNA. Its product is annotated as receptor-like protein kinase. Lineage: Eukaryota; Viridiplantae; Streptophyta; Magnoliopsida; Fabales; Fabaceae. The record is from RefSeq and is a predicted model, not a curated record. Bases 276 to 3524 code for a protein of 1082 amino acids. The transcript has 2 exons. Gene Ontology annotation, biological process: protein phosphorylation; hormone-mediated signaling pathway. Gene Ontology annotation, cellular component: plasma membrane. Gene Ontology annotation, molecular function: protein kinase activity; protein binding; ATP binding.
GAAAAAGCAGAGUCAGUCAAGAGAAGUUGAAUGUGAAUGCGUAGUAAGUGUGAACUCAAGACUUUUUAAGCUCAACUCAACAGUACUGCUGAGCUGUAGUAUUUAAUGACCAAACAAACAAGCAUAUCAGCAAACCAAUGGCAAUGGAACAGAUACUACAGACAAACACCACCGCUUCCUAUUAACAUUCCUCUCUUUGCUUUGCAACACAACACCACUCACUUGUUUCUUCUUUUGAUUUGAUCUCAACUUCAACCACCAACCAUUAACCAACCAUGAUGAUGAGACUGUGCCUUCUCUUCUUGCAUUUGUAUUAUUAUUAUUAUUAUUCCGUUUCUGCAGCACUCAACUCAGAUGGGUUGGCACUCUUAUCAUUCAUGUCUCACUGGACAUAUGUUCCUUCUCCCAUAAACUCCACAUGGAUUCCAUCUCAUUCCACACCAUGUUCAUGGGAGGGUGUUCAAUGCCACCCUAAUACCCACCGUGUCAUCUCUCUCAACCUUUCCUAUCUUGACAUUCCUGGUCAACUUGGACCUGAAAUUGCUAAUUGCACACAACUCAAACACUUAGACCUUACUUAUAAUUACUUUACCGGCCAAAUACCUCACUCAUUCAAUAACCUUCAUAAACUCACCUAUCUCAGUCUUUCUACUAAUCUUCUCACAGGUCCAUUUCCCCAUUUUUUGACUCACUUCCCUCACCUUCUCCUUCUUGAUCUCUCUUAUAACCAAUUCACCGGUUCCAUUCCAACUAGUAUAGGCAACAUGACUCAACUUCGCUACUUGUAUCUCAAAUUUAACAACUUCUCCGGUACAAUUCCUUCAACCAUCGGGAACUGCACUCAACUGCAAGACUUGUUUUUGAACUAUAAUCACUUCCAGGGUGUCAUUCCCCACACUCUCAAUAAUAAUCUUGUUCGUUUUCAUGUUGCCUACAAUAAACUAACAGGUACUAUUCCAUUUGGUGGCUCUUCUGGUUGUCAAAAUUUACUUUUUUUGGAUAUUUCAUUCAAUUUCUUUAGUGGAGGCAUUCCCUCAGCCAUUGGGAACUGUACUUCUUUAUCACUAUUUUCUGCUGUCAGAUGUAACUUGGUUGGAACUAUUCCAUCCUCUAUUGGUCUUCUAACCAAACUUUCCCUUCUAAACCUUCCUGAGAACCAUUUGUCCGGAAAAAUACCUCCUCAAAUAGGUAACUGCAAGUCAUUGAAUAGUUUGCAUUUGUAUUCGAAUCGACUUGAUGGAAACAUUCCAACUGAAUUGGAAAAGUUGAGUGAACUGCAGGACCUUGAACUGUUUUCCAAUCAAUUGAGUGGUGAAAUUCCACUUGGUAUAUGGAAGAUUCAAAGUCUUGAGCAUCUACUUGUGUAUAAUAAUAGCCUUUCUGGGGAACUUCCUGUGGAGAUGACAGAGCUCAAGAACCUCAAAAACAUCUCCUUGUUUAACAACAUGUUUUCUGGAGUCAUACCUCAAAGCUUGGGAAUUAAAAGCACUUUGUUGCAGUUGGACUUUAUAAAUAAUAAGUUCACAGGCAACCUCCCACCAAAUCUUUGUUUUGGCAGAAAGUUAAGCGUUUUGAAUAUGGGAAUCAAUCAACUUCAAGGUAGCAUACCUCGUGAUAUCGGAAGAUGCACAACUCUAAGAAGGGUCAUUCUUAAACAAAACAACUUUACUGGGCCUCUUCCUGAUUUUGAAACCAAUACCAAUCUCUUAUACAUGGAUAUCACCAACAACAAAAUCAAUGGCUCAAUUCCAUCAAGUUUAGGAAACUGCAAAAAUCUCACAGAUUUAAUUUUGCCCAUGAACAAAUUUAGCGGCCCAAUACCAUCAGAGAUAGGAAACCUUGUGAACCUUAGGACUUUGAUUCUUGCUCACAACAACUUAGAAGGUCCUUUGCCAUUUCAGCUGUCAAACUGUACUAAAAUGGACAAGUUUGACGUGGGAUUUAAUUUCCUAAAUGGUUCUUUGCCAUCAAGUUUGCAGAGAUGGACAAGGCUAAACACACUAAUUUUGAGUGAGAAUCGUUUUAGUGGCGGCAUUCCAGCUUUCUUAUCGGCAUUUAGCCAUAUUUCUGAACUACAGCUUGGCGGCAAUAUGUUUGGAGGGAGGAUUCCUAGAUCGGUUGGGGCAUUGCAGAAUUUGAUCUACGGGUUAAAUCUAAGUUCUAAUGGGCUGAUAGGAGACAUACCUGUGGAAAUUGGAAAACUGAAAACUUUGCAAAUGUUGGAUCUGUCUCAGAACAAUUUGACAGGAAGCAUACAAGUUCUUGAUGAACUCCCAUCAUUGGUUCAAAUCAAUAUUUCAUAUAAUUCUUUUCAGGGUCUCAUACCAAAGAGUCUAAUGAAGCUGCUUAAUUCUCCCUUGUCAUCAUUUUUGGGGAAUCCUGGGCUAUGUAUCAGUUGUUCACCAUCCGAUGGUUUGGUUUGCACCAAAAGCAGCCAUCUAAAACCAUGUGAUAACAAAACAGUGAAACAAAAAGGCCUCAGCAAAACUGCAAUUGUGAUGAUAGCUUUAGGAUCCUCAAUAUUUGUUGUUUUUCUGUUGAUGGGAUUAGUAUAUAUCUUUGUUUAUGGCAGAAAAUCUAAGCAGCAGGUCCAUAUUACUGAUAAUGGUGGUCCUUCGUCCCUUUUUAACAAAGUCCUGAAGGCUACAUCGAACCUCAGUGAUCAGUAUAUUAUUGGAAGGGGAGCCCAUGGAGUUGUUUAUAAAGCCCUUGUAAGUCAAGACAAAGCUUUUGCUGUAAAGAAGCUAGCAUUUGCUGCCAGCAAAGGUAAGAACAUGAGCAUGAUCAGAGAAAUUCAAACCCUUGGACAAGUUAGGCAUCGAAAUCUUGUUAAAUUGGAAGAGUUUUGGUUUGGACAAGAUUAUGGUCUAAUUCUGUACAAAUACAUGCCAAAUGGAAGCCUUUAUGAUGUAUUGCAUGAAAAGAAACCAACACCAUCCUUAGAGUGGAAUGUCCGGUAUAAGAUAGCUGUUGGAAUUGCUCAUGGGUUGUCUUAUCUCCAUUAUGACUGUGAUCCUCCCAUAGUGCACCGAGAUAUCAAACCAAACAACAUACUUUUAGACUCUGAUAUGGAGCCUCACAUUGCUGACUUUGGUAUUGCCAAACUUUUGGACCAGUCUUCUACAUCAAAUCCUUCCUUAUAUGUGCCGGGCACAAUUGGUUAUAUUGCGCCAGAGAAUGCUUAUACAACAACAAGUAGUAGGGAGUGUGACGUGUACAGCUAUGGGGUAGUUUUGCUUGAGCUGAUAACCAGGAAGAAGGUAGUAGAUCCAUUAUUUAUGGAGGGUACUGAUAUAGUGGGCUGGGUUAGAUUGUUGUGGAGUGAAACAGGAGAAAUUAACCAAAUUGUUGAUUCAAGCCUUGUAAAUGAAUGUCUAGAUACCAAUAUAAUGGAAAAUGUUACUAAAGUGCUUAUGCUGGCUUUGAGAUGUACUGAGAAAGAUCCACACAAGAGGCCCACAAUGACAGAUGUUACCAAGCAAUUAUCAGAUUCUAAUCCACAGAAAAUAAGUAUGAAGGGCUAGUUUUUCAAAAGGUUUCUAACUUGUAUCUAUGCUCAUGAUAUGGUAUUGAUAGGGAUAUGGAUAUCCCUUUUGUUGUAUUGUGAUUGCUUCAAAUUUUGUUGGAUGGCUCUUUAUCUUGUGAAUACUAUCAUAAUCGUAUAAGCUUUUGUUGAAACAUGUUGUGAUCUUGAGCUGAGAUAAUCUUUAUUAUUACCCUGUUUUUUCCCAAUCAAAGCAGAAAAUCUCAUUAGGGUAUACCACUAGAAAGUAGAAACUGCAGAUAUGUAAAAUCCAUAUCCAUUGGCCAUUGCGCGUCAAAGUGAUAUACUACUGUAAAAUUUUUAAACUGGCAAGUUUAUAAACAUGUUUGUUAAUUAAAAAAAUCCAAACAAAAAACAUGAGAAAUUUCAAAACAAU